This is a messenger RNA of Aspergillus terreus NIH2624, 999 nucleotides long. RefSeq names its product quinone oxidoreductase family protein. The record is from RefSeq and is a predicted model, not a curated record. Lineage: Eukaryota; Fungi; Ascomycota; Eurotiomycetes; Eurotiales; Aspergillaceae. Gene Ontology annotation, molecular function: quinone reductase (NADPH) activity; zinc ion binding. The coding region runs from base 1 to 999 and encodes 332 amino acids. The transcript has 2 exons. Gene Ontology annotation, biological process: cellular response to oxidative stress. Gene Ontology annotation, cellular component: cytoplasm.
AUGUCCGUCCCCGCGUCCAUGAAGGCCAUCGUCGUCGAGGCACUCGGCGGCCCCGAGGUCCUCGAGUUCAAGACCGACUACCCCGUGCCCACCCCGAAGGAGGGCCAACUUCUGGUCAAGAACAACAUUUGUGGCAUUAACUACAUCGACACCUACUUCCGCACCGGUCUCUACCCCUCCCAGAAGCCCGAGGUGCUGGGCCGCGAAGCCGCUGGCACUGUUGUCGCCCUGGGUCCUGGUCCCAACCCGUACAAUUUCCAGGUCGGCGACCGCGUCGCCUGGCUCGGCACCGGCGGGUACGCCGAGUACACAGCCGUUCCCGCAGCCAAGACGGUCAAGAUCCCCGCAGGCGUCUCUGAUGAGGACGUCAUGGCCUCGUUCCUCAGCGGCUUGACCGUCCUGUCCUUCGCCAAGGAAACAUACGCCGUACAGAAGGGCGAUUGGGUUCUGCUGCACGCGGCGGCGGGCGGCGCCGGCUUUUUGAUGACCCAGAUCCUCAAAUCUAUGGGUGCGAAGGUGAUCGGGACGGCUGGUGGCCCCGAGAAAGUCGCGCUGGUCAAGGGCCUGGGGGCCGACCACGUCAUUGACUACCGCAGUGAGGAGGGCAAGGACUGGGUCUCGAAGGUGAAGGAGAUCACGGGUGGUCGUGGCGUGGAUGUUGUCUACGACUCUGUGGGCAAGGAUACUUGGGAGGGCAGCUUGGAAGCGGUCAAGAGAAAGGGAACGAUUGUCUGGUUUGGAAACGCCAGUGGCCCUGUUCCCCCGCUUCCUCUCAACAAACUCUCGCCCAAGUGCGUCAAGGUCGCCCGGCCGACCCUGUUUGGAUACAUCGAGACCCGGGAAGAGUUCGAGUACUACGUCAACGAGUUGUUCACCCUUCUCAAGUCUGGCCAACUCAAAGUCAAGAUUCACAAGGUCUAUCCUUUGGAGCAGGUUGCUCAGGCGCAUAUCGAUCUGGAGGGCAGAAAGAGUACCGGCAAGUUGUUGCUGAAGGCGUAA